AUGAAGUCGAAGGACAUAGAGCUAGAGGGCAUUCCUGAAUCUCCCGGGGGAAGUUCAGCAACCCUUGGUCUGUCUGCAGCAGAGAAAGCCGUCCUGCAGAGACAGAUCGAUGCACCAGAGUCGCAGGUAGGCUUCUUUGGGAUCUAUCGAUAUGGCUCGCGAUGGGACAUUGCGAUCCUGGUCGUCAGCUCGGCCUGCGCCAUCAUAGGCGGCGCUGUACUGCCUCUAUUUACUGUCCUCUUUGGCAACUUGACCUCCACCUUUCAAGACAUCGUCAGCGGACAAAUCGCCUACGCGCACUUCCACCAUGAGCUCACCAAGUACGUCGUCUACUUUGUCUACCUGGCUAUCGGAGAGUUCGCAACCAUCUACCUGGCCACGGUCGGUUUCAUCUACACCGGCGACCAUAUCGUGCAGCAGAUCCGCGUCGAGUACCUGCGUGCCAUUCUACGACAGAACAUCGCCUUCUUCGAUACGCUGGGCGCGGGAGAGAUAACGACCAGGAUCACGGCCGACACGAACCUCAUCCAAGACGGCAUCUCCGAAAAGGUCGGUCUAGCCUUGACCGGACUAUCAACGUUCGUCACGGCGUUCAUCAUCGCAUACAUCAAGAGCUGGAAGCUGGCACUGAUCUGUAGCGCCACCCUGGUCGCCUUGCUGCUAAUCAUGGGUGGCUGCUCCACAGCCAUGCUCGGCUUCAACAAGCGCGGGCUGGCUUGCCAAGGCCAAGGCGCAAGUCUAGCAGAGGAUAUUCUCGACUCGAUCCGAACAGUGGUCGCAUUCGACGCACAGGAGACGCUAGCCACUAAGUAUGAGAAACACCUCAAGGAUGCAGAGAGACCAGGGAUGCGGGCGCAGAUGAUCUUCGCGCUGAUGGUUGGAGCUCUGCUGUGUGUCAUGUAUCUCAACUACGGGCUGGGAUUCUGGAUGGGAUCGCGGUUCCUGGUCGACGACGGGAGCCAUGUCAAGGCCGGUGAUGUGCUGACGAUCCUGAUGGCGAUCAUUCUCGGAUCGUACAACCUGGGCAAUAUUGCGCCCAACACUCAGGCGCUGUCCACUGCGGUUGCGGCCGCGACCAAGCUGUAUAGCACGAUCGAUCGGCAAUCUCCCCUAGACGCGUCAUUCGACACGGGCAUCACCCUGGACCAUGUCCGUGGAAACAUCGUUUUGCAAAAUAUCCGCCACGUCUACCCGUCUCGGCCCGAGGUCAUCGUCGCGCACGACCUGAGCGUCUAUAUCCCAGCCGGCAAAACCACAGCCUUUGUCGGACCAUCGGGAUCCGGCAAAAGCACCAUCAUCGGACUCCUCGAACGCUUCUACAGCCCGGUCGCGGGGAAUAUCCUGCUCGACGGACAUGAUAUCCAGCAGUUGAAUCUUCGCUGGCUGCGCCAGCAAAUGGCACUUGUUUCGCAAGAACCACGGCUCUUCGCCGCCACGAUCGCGGAGAACAUCCGGGUCGGACUCAUCGGCUCGAAGCAUGAACACGAACCCCCUCAGCAGAUACAGAAACGGAUCGAGGAUGCAGCCCGCAUGGCAAAUGCGCACGACUUCAUCAUGGCCCUGCCGGAUGGCUACGAAACCAACAUCGGGGGUUUCUCGCUCUCCGGGGGCCAGAAGCAGCGCAUCGCGAUUGCCAGGGCCAUCGUCAAAGACCCGAAAAUCCUGUUGCUGGACGAGGCGACUUCCGCUCUUGACACAAAAUCCGAGGGGCUGGUGCAGGCGGCGCUGGAGAAGGCGUCGCAGGGCCGGACGACCGUGGUGAUUGCGCACCGGCUGUCCACCAUCAAAGAAGCGCAUGAUAUCGUCGUCCUAAACAAUGGAUGCAUUGUCGAGCAGGGCUCGCAUGACCGUCUCAUGGACAGAAGGGGCGUCUACUACGGCAUGGUCAAGGCGCAGCAGAUCAAGAAACGGCUCACGCGGAUGAGCCAGAUGGCUCGGAGCCCGAUGCGGACGUUUUUCUUUGACCUGGACUAUCCGACAGACGAUGACGUCUCGGAGUAUGAUGCUCAGGACGACGCGUCUGACAUUGGGCUGAAGACGGGAGAGCGGCUGAAGCAGCGGAUGUCUCGCCUGUCGAUAUCGGCGCUACCGGUGCACCUGCACAAAGCCAAAGAGAUGUCCUACUCACUCUGGACGCUGUUCAAAUUCCUCGCCUCGUUCAACCGCCCCGAAUGGCCGCUUCUGGCGCUGGGGCUGGCUGCAUCCGUCCUCGCCGGAGGCAUCCAGCCCUCGCAGGCCGUCCUUUUCGCCAAAGCCGUCAGCACGCUGAGUCUCCCGCCCUGGGAAUACCCCAAGCUCCGGCACGACGCGAGCUUCUGGUCGCUCAUGUUCCUCAUGCUCGGGCUUGUCACGUUUCUUCUGUAUGCCUUCCAAGGGAGCUUAUUCGCCUACUGCGCCGAGAAAAUGGUCUACCGGGCCCGCAGCCAGGCCUUCCGCGUAAUGCUCCACCAGGACAUAUCCUUUUUCGACGAGCCGGAGAACACCACGGGCGCGUUGACCGCGACGCUGAGCGCAGAGACAAAGCAACUGGCCGGCAUCAGCGGCGUCACGCUCGGCACCCUGCUCAUCGUCUCGGUGAACCUGGUCGCCUCGCUGGGUAUCGCAAUCGUCAUGGGCUGGAAGCUCGCGCUGGUGUGCAUCUCCGCCGUGCCUGUCCUCCUGCUCUGCGGCUUUAUCCGCGUCUGGAUGCUGGACAAGUUCCAGCGGCGCGCCAAGGCAGCGUACCAGCAGUCGGCCAGCUCCGCCUGCGAAGCGGCCUCGGCGAUUCGCACGGUCGCUUCGUUGACGAUGGAGGGGGAGGUUUUAGAGUCGUAUCAAACGCAGCUGCAGGACCAGCUCAAGCGGGAUCUCCUCCCCAUCGUCAAAUCGUCGCUCCUGUAUGCCAGCUCGCAGGCCCUGCCGUUCUUGUGCAUGGCUCUGGGAUUCUGGUACGGUGGGACGCUUCUCGGGCAUGGAGAGUACUCCCUCUUCCAGUUUUACGUCUGCUUCAGCGAGGUGAUCUUCGGCGCGCAGGCGGCGGGAACCGUCUUCUCGCACGCACCAGAUUUGGGAAAGGCGAAGCACGCCGCCGGGGAAUUCAAGCGGCUCUUCAGCGGCGAGACCAUGCAGUCGAAGUGCAGGGCUGCGGCACGCCACAAAUCCCAGCCAGAGAUGCGCGGGCUGAUUGAAUUCCGCGACGUCUCCUUCCGGUACCCGAGCCGGAUGGACCAACCGGUGCUACGCAGACUGAAUCUAACCGUCAAACCCGGCCAGUUCGUCGCCCUGGUCGGCGCCAGCGGCAGCGGGAAGAGCACGAUCAUCUCCCUGCUGGAAAGAUUCUACAACCCUCUGACGGGGGGAAUCUACGUCGACGGCAGUAAUAUUGCUGCCUGGGACCUCACCUCGUACCGAAGCCACCUGGCGCUGGUCAGCCAGGAACCGGCGUUAUUCCAGGGGACGAUCCGCGAGAAUAUUCUCCUGGGGAGUACCCGGCCGUACACGUCGGAAGACGAGCUGAUCAAGGCGUGCAAGGACGCAAAUAUCUACGAUUUUAUCAUUUCUCUCCCACAAGGCUUCGAAACGAUUGUCGGCACAAAAGGGGGCAUGCUCUCCGGCGGCCAGAAACAGCGCAUCGCCAUUGCGCGCGCCCUCAUCCGUGAUCCGCGGAUCUUACUGCUAGAUGAGGCAACCUCUGCGCUAGACUCGGAGUCGGAGAAGGUGGUGCAGGCUGCGCUAGACGCGGCGGCCCAGGGCCGGACGACGAUUGCCGUGGCGCAUCGGUUAAGUACCAUCCAGCGGGCAGAUGUGAUCUACGUGCUGGAUCAGGGGGCGGUGGUGGAGUCAGGGACGCAUGAGGCCCUGCUUCGCAAGCGAGGGCGGUAUUUUGAGUUGGUCAAUCUGCAGGAUCUGGCCUGA
This is a messenger RNA of Aspergillus fumigatus Af293, 3894 nucleotides long. RefSeq names its product putative ABC multidrug transporter. Gene Ontology annotation, molecular function: ATP binding; ATP hydrolysis activity; ABC-type transporter activity. The record is from RefSeq and is a predicted model, not a curated record. NCBI's taxonomy places the organism in Eukaryota, Fungi, Ascomycota, Eurotiomycetes, Eurotiales, Aspergillaceae. Gene Ontology annotation, cellular component: membrane. Gene Ontology annotation, biological process: transmembrane transport.